GAGGCCCUGGUUCAGUUUCGGCGCGAGGGCUCGCCAACUGUGCAACUGACGGACUAUGCGUCCCGGCCACAGUUGUGGCGUUGUGCGGCUGUGGCGGGAGCCAAACAGGCGACGCGUGCGUUCCCCAAUCGAGCCGAGAAAUCAAUCCCAGAUCCCAAUCCGUAUUCUCCCUUCCUACCAAACCCUAACUCUACCCCUCCCACUCCCCCGAGCUUAACCGGCGGCGAUCCAAGAUGCCGGCGACGGCGGGGCGCGUUCGCAUGCCCGCGAACAACCGCGUGCACAGCAGCGCGGCGUUGCAGACGCACGGCAUCUGGCAGAGCGCCAUCGGAUACGACCCCUACGCGCCCGAGAACAACAAGCAACAGCCGGGCCGCCCCUCCUCCUCCGUCUCCGCCAACGCCGCCGCCGCAGCCGCCAACGACGCCAACGCAGCCGCCAGCGCCGCAGCAGCUUCCGGAUCCGGCUCGGGCGAUGGCAACGCCUACACCAGCUUCCAGGGCCUCCUCGCGCUCGCCCGCAUCACCGGCUCCAACUCCGAUGAGACACGCGGAGCCUGCAAGAAGUGCGGCCGCGUUGGCCACCUCACCUUCCAGUGCCGCAACUUCCUCUCCGUCAAGGACCUGGACCUGGACGACGCCGACGCCCAGGCAGCCGCGCAGGCCAAGUUUGACGAGAUAAAAAAGAAGGCUGCUGCCGGUGGUGACGCAGAUGAGGCUUCUGAUGAUGUGGAAGAGGAGGACGAGGACAGUGAUUCCUCUGAUUCAGACAUCGACCCUGAGCUGGAGAGGAUAAUUGCACAGCGUGAGCGCGCCAGGAAUGGGGGAAGGAGACCCAGGCAGGAAGAGAAGUCGUCAAGCCACCGCCAUAGGAGCAGCAGCACCAAGAGAAAAUCAAAGCACACAAGGAGUAGAAGGAGUGAUGAUAGUGAGGAUGAAGAGGAGGAAGGCAGAAGAGGCAGGGACAGGAAGAAGAGGUCCAACAGAUCGAAGAAGCAUGGAAGAUCAGAUGAGGAUAGCAGCGACAAUAGUGACUCCGAUAGGCAGAGGCACAGGAAGAGGAGGAGGAGCCAUCGCAGGAGCGAGGACUCAUUGGAUGAGAAGGAUGUGUCUGGAGGUGAAGAAAGGAGGCAUCGGCGUCACUGCAAGCGGAGCCAUCACCGGAGGGAUGCAUCUGACUGUAACAAUGAUGGCAGUGAUUUUGCUGAUGACAAGAAUCAAUCCAGCAGGCGGAGGAGGCACCGCCGGUCAGAAAGCAGUGGGUCCGAUGAGGAUGAGCUACAUGACCAUCGGGGAGCAAAGCGAUCUGGGCAGAAGAACAGGGACCGCAAGAGGAGCUAAAGAGGAGCAUUGAAUUGGUAAUCCUAUUCGAUGAUGUUAUUGAGUUCCUCUAUUUAUCAGCUGGUCGGUUGCCUUGUAAGUUUGAAAUAUUUGAAGCAUGAUGCUUAAUGUUUGUAACAAUGUAACAUGUUGGUGUAUAUUCUGUAUGUCUGUCUGAACUAUGCUUCGAGUCUAUUAUGCGUUCAUGAUUUGAUGAUUGAGGAUUUUUUUUAA
Sorghum bicolor (sorghum) is the source of this 1553-nucleotide messenger RNA. RefSeq names its product CAX-interacting protein 4. The transcript has a single exon. The record is from RefSeq and is a predicted model, not a curated record. Lineage: Eukaryota; Viridiplantae; Streptophyta; Magnoliopsida; Poales; Poaceae. The coding region runs from base 234 to 1340 and encodes 368 amino acids. Gene Ontology annotation, molecular function: zinc ion binding; nucleic acid binding.